Messenger RNA from Anguilla rostrata (American eel), 4579 nucleotides. RefSeq names its product SEC14-like protein 5. The transcript has 17 exons. Bases 655 to 2802 code for a protein of 715 amino acids. The record is from RefSeq and is a predicted model, not a curated record. NCBI's taxonomy places the organism in Eukaryota, Metazoa, Chordata, Actinopteri, Anguilliformes, Anguillidae. Gene Ontology annotation, cellular component: cytoplasm.
UCAGUGACAUCACGGCAAGCUGAGGGGUGACAAGCAGAUAAGACGGCGUUGCCGGUCAAGAAGCUGAACAUUGGUUAUGCGUAGGCUAAAGAAAAGUACGGAUAAGUAGCCUAUACCAAUUUUAGGAAGACAAACGUAAUAGAAGGUGUGGAAAUGACAAGCCAUUCUGGCUUGUAGUUACCUGGUGCUUGACUGCAGAAUGCGAUUUGGCGACAGCUAGCUAGAUAUCAGUAUUUAUUUCUAAUUUAUUUAUAGUUCAUCUUAAACAAUAUAGGAUAAAUCACAUUUUCGUAAUCGACUACAGAAUCGACUUCACAAGAACAUGUUCUGAAGGUCGUAUAUGAAUGAAGUGCGUGCAUGGAGACGGAAUAAUUUCUUCAGCAUGAAAGACUAUGUACGAACGCGUCGUUCUAUAACGAAUGAAUGAAUGAGUAGCUAUAGAAUUGUUUGCUGGUUGUCGAACGUGCGCACAACGCAAAUUGUAACAAUAUAUAAACAGAAAUAAAUACAUGUGCCAACGAAUAAGGUCAGAAUCCACCGGAAGACAUAUGCGCUGUAUGGACGUAAUCCCCUAACGUGAGGGUAGUGUUCCUACACUGACUCAGCCACAUGGAUUUGCUGUUUCCCCAACCAGUAAUACCAUAACAAUCAAAAAUGGUGCAGAAGUAUCAAUCUCCCGUUAGAGUCUACAAGUACUCAUUCGAAAUGGUGAUGGCGGCGUACGAGAAGCGCUUCCCCACCUGCCCACAGAUCCCCGUCUUCCUGGGCAGCGAGGUGCUCAGCGAUGUCACCAGCGAAGACGGGUCCCUGCACGUCAUCGAGCGCAGCUGCAAGCUCAACGUGGACGCACCACGACUCCUCAAAAAGAUUGCAGGAGUAGAAUACGUUUACUUCAUUCAGAAGAAUACUCUCAACUGGAAGGACCGGACGCUGCUUAUCGAGGCCCACAACGAGACCUUCGCCAGCCGGGUGACGGUCAUCGAGACGUGCAGCUACAGCGUUCAUCCAGAGAAUGAAGAUUGGACAUGUUUUGAGCAGUCUGCCUCCCUAGAUAUCAAAUCCUUCUUCGGGUUUGAAAACACCGUGGAGAAGAUUGCAAUGAAACAGUACACUGCCAAUAUCAAGCGGGGCAAAGAGGUGAUCGAGUAUUAUCUGAACGAGCUGAUAGCGGAGGGGAUCACGGAGAUUCCUCGCUGGGUCCCACCGGAGAAGCGAGCCCUGAUCAAGCCCGUGACCCUGCCCUGCACCCCCAGGCUGGACCUGGACUCCCUCACUCAGAGCAGCACCAAAGACGCUACCAGCGGCCUUAGCGGCGCCGCGGAGCCGACCACGCCAGACGCAGACAAGUUAGAUGCCGAUUACAUUGAGCGCUACCUUGGACAACUGACACCAAUGCAGGAGAGCUGUCUGAUUCAACUGAGGCAGUGGCUGCAGGAGACACACAAGGGAAAGUCAGAAGCUGGUGAAUGGAAAGCAGAGAAGAUCCCUAAGGACGAGCACAUCCUGCGCUUCCUGCGCGCUCGGGACUUCAACAUGGACAAGGCGCGGGAGAUGCUGUGCCAGUCGCUCACCUGGAGGAAGCAGUACCAGGUGGACUACAUCCUGGAGACGUGGAGGCCGCCCGCCUUCCUGGAGGAGUACUACGCCGGCGGCUGGCACUUCCACGACAGAAACGGGCGGCCGCUCUACAUCCUGCGCCUGGGCCAGAUGGACACCAAGGGCCUGGUGAAGGCGCUGGGAGAGGAGGCCCUGCUCAGACACGUUUUGUCUAUUAAUGAGGAGGGGCAAAAAAGAUGCGAAGAGAACACCAAGAUAUUUGGAAGACCCAUCACGUCUUGGACGUGCCUGGUGGACCUCGAGGGCUUGAACAUGAGGCACCUGUGGAGGCCAGGGGUGAAGGCCCUCCUGCGAAUCAUCGAGGUGGUGGAGGCCAACUACCCCGAGACUCUGGGCAGGCUGCUGAUAGUGCGAGCCCCACGCGUCUUCCCUGUGCUCUGGACUCUGGUCAGUCCAUUCAUAAAUGAUAACACGCGGCAGAAAUUCCUCGUCUACAGCGGCAACAAUUAUCAGGGAGUGGGAGGACUCGUAGAUUACAUUGACAAAGAGAUUAUCCCUGACUUUCUCGGGGGAGAUUGUCUGUGCAAUGUCCCAGAGGGUGGCCUGGUUCCAAAAUCCCUCUAUCAAACUGAGGAAGACUUGGAAAAUUCCGAUCAUAUCAAACUAUGGACAGAGACCAUCUACCAAUCAGCUCAUGUCUUUAAAGGAGCUCCCCAUGAGAUUGUCAUUGAGAUCCUGGAGGGCUCCUCUGUCAUCACCUGGGACUUUGAUAUCCUGAAAGGAGACUUGGUGUUCAACAUCUUCCACUCCAAAAGGUCCCCACAGACGGCCAAGAAAGAUCCGGCAACCUCAGCGCCCGGAGUCAAUAACGUCCAGCUUAUAGAGAGGAGCUGGGUGCUGGGCGUGGACUACAGCAUGGUGGAGUCUCCCCUAAUGUGCCGAGAGGGAGAGAGCAUCCAGGGCUCUCACAUUACCCGCUGGCCCGGCCUGUACAUCCUGCAGUGGAAGGUGACGGGUCACGUCUCCAACUCUGGCACCGCCCUGCCCCGUGUGGAUGACGUGCUGGCCUCACUGCAAGUCUCCUCCCACAAGUGCAAGGUCAUGUACUACACCGAGGUGCUGGCCUCCGAGGACUUUAGGGGUUCCAUGACGAGCCUGGAGUCCUGUCACAGCGGUUUCUCUCAACUAAGCGCUGGAACCACAUCCUCCAGCCAAUCACAGAGCAGCUCCCUCAUCUCCAGAUAGUCCCUCAGGACCUGGGGCAGCUUCACUAUGAGCCACAAUGGGCACAAACAAAUAUUCAAGAUAUUCAAUCAGACAGACCGAUACACAGACCGCAUACAGAAAUCCACCCAAACCAACAACUUUCACUAGCAUUUUCUGUAAAGUGUCCUUCAUAAUUACAUUACAUCAUUAGCACAGUUAUGAAAUAUCUUUCUCCAUCAAUAUGAAUCAGAAUGUAAUGGAAAUGGAAUAUUUGAUAGAUGGAAAUUUAGCAUAGCCUAUGACAUUCUAUGUCAUUGACGUAAGAAUUUGAUUAAGUAGUGUAUAUGAAGGUUUUACAUAGGUCCUAUAUCGGAACCUUCACUGGGCACAGUACAUAAUAUUGACACCUUAUAUAUGCAUACAUACUCCUACAGAUAUCAACAAAACAUAUAAGAAGGGCUAGAUAACCACAAGUGGAAAACCGUAUGCUACUAUGAACAGUCCAGGUAUUGUAAGUAUGCAUUUGAGCUACAAUGUUUUUUAAAUGUUUGAAGAUAACGUAGAAAAAUAAGGCAUACAUUUCUCACCUCAAAGAGGACAGAGAAAAGGUACUGUGUCUUGAUUAUAAUGUGCAUUCAGCUGCAGCGAUUGCUGUACAUAUUUUUCUAUGGGCUUAACAAAUAUGGCCACUGCGAAUAGGGCCACCGCAAGAGCAAUUUUCAUGCAACUGAAACGUUCUCUGAUGCCUAUACUAAUUAACUCUCGGUUCAUAUGUCCAUCUAACAAUGCAAUAGAGGUGAUGUGCAUGGGUGACCACUAUAGUCCUCCUGUAGUUGCUGCUAAGACCUCCCAUUUCCACGUUUCAUUUGUUUUAAAACGAAACUGAAGAGCCUGGCUCCUUUCGAAAAAGCACAGGCAUCGUGUUCCGGCAUGUUCUCGGCGCAGUUCUGUUCUUAAGUGCAUGUCCUAGAGAAACUGCAGGAACUCUGUGGGACACAACACUGAAACCUGCAUAGCACAGCAUCCCAAACUGUGCAACCUUAACUAGCACAGGGCUAUAAUCUGUAAAUAGAUUUCAAUUUUCUGUGUAAUUCAAAGCCAUAUUUGUUUUAAUGCUGUAGUGUUCAGGAGAAUAGAAUGUGACUGAAAGGGAAGCUUCAAGACUAAGGACCUUUUGAUUACUCAAGGGCUUUUUAUAUCAGCAAUACUGAGGAAGCACAGUCGAUGCACUGAUGUAAAGUCAACUUCUGAGCCAAGAGGCUUUAAUUAUUUACUGCCUUAAAACUCCAUUUUGAUUUGAAGUUAAAACAGCCAUUAAUUAGAAUGAGCCUCUUACCAAAUAGAGGGAUUUAGAUUUUAUUGAAAGAAUUCAGAUAAUACUGAGAAACUAGAAAACAAAAAAAGCACAUUUGAGGGUAAAUAUUUUGCUUAAUUUUUAAGGCUCUUUUCACAAAACUAUUUACACAUUUUAAAAUGGAAGAAAGUUGAAGAUGAAUACAGGGAGUUUUCUAAAGUUAAUAUGAAGACUGUAAAUGUGAUUAUUUCCACUGUUGACAGGGUAACUGGCAGAAGUGACAGUACGUAGUUAUUCAUUUUAAAAAUUAUAUACUGUCUUGGGAGAACAACUAUAUUUUUAAAAUAAUAUCCAUAGAAAAAUUGAAAGCCAUUAAUAUUGCAUUCACAGUUUAUACUGUAGCUACUACAAACUGCAUUUUAAACUAAAAAAGUAAUUUUAUGAAAGGAAGAUGAACUAUAUUCAUGUAACUGGAUGGCAAAUGUCCAUGUUAUUACUGUAAAAUAAACAACUGCAAAGAAA